Molecule: messenger RNA, 1008 nt
Organism: Eucalyptus grandis
Lineage: Eukaryota; Viridiplantae; Streptophyta; Magnoliopsida; Myrtales; Myrtaceae
Exons: 3
Coding region: 197-709 (170 amino acids)
Source: RefSeq, a predicted model, not a curated record
AAAAUAGGUGGUCCGAAUUUUCGGGGAAAACGAGAAAAUUGACAUCCUCUCUGUCUCUCCACUCUCUCUCUCUCUCUCUGUGUCUCUCACGCAGGUGGUGUGCUCGAGGAGGAGGGUGGAGAGGCGAGAUCUGAGGGAGAGAGCGAUUUAGAUUAAAGAAAGAAGGCAAAAAGACGCCGCCUUUGAUUCGGUGAAGAUGGAUCAGGUGCUCAACAAGGUGGGCACGUAUUGGUUCAGCAAGAAGGCCAACAAGGAGAUCAACUCCGUCGGCGAUGACAUCAAUUCAUUGUCCAGCAGCAUCGAAGGAGGAGCAAAAUGGUUGGUUAACAAAAUCAAAGGGAAGAUGCAAAAACCACUUCCAGAACUCCUAAAGGAAUAUGACCUGCCAGUUGGGAUAUUUCCUCGCGAUGCAACAAACUAUGAAUUUAAUGAAGAGACAGGAAAGCUCACAGUCUUCAUACCCACAAUCUGCGAAGUGGGCUACAGGGACUCUUCGGUUUUACGCUUUUUCACCACAGUUACUGGAUAUCUUGAGAAAGGGAAACUGGCAGACAUAGAAGGGAUGAAAACAAAGGUGAUGAUAUGGGUGAAAGUGACGGUGAUAUCAGCUGAAGGAUCAAAGCUUCAUUUAACUGCUGGGAUGAAGAAAACCCGGAGCAGAGAUGCUUAUGAGGCUCUCAGAGAUGGAGUAAUUGUAGAUAAGUUCUAAAACACGUGAAGCUUGUAUUUGUUUACUUGGUACUGUUCUGAUGAGCUUCUGUGCUUACAAUGCUUUGAAGCAAUGUGGCUUGAUUAACUACUAGUGCGAAAACUUUCAAGUGUAUGUAAUCUUCAUCUGUUCUAAAUGUUUCUAUCAUGGUGUUAGCCCAAUCUCAAGAUCUGUUCUUGUCAGAAUUCAAUGACUUUUGGGUAAUUUGCAUGAAUUUGCAACCAUAAGCAGAGUUGUCUGCCAUGUUAUUGAGGAAUCAAAAGCUAGAGAGAGGGGCACAUCGAAUUGUGGAUUGAAUA